Molecule: messenger RNA, 626 nt
Organism: Anopheles aquasalis
Lineage: Eukaryota; Metazoa; Arthropoda; Insecta; Diptera; Culicidae
Source: RefSeq, a predicted model, not a curated record
GUUGUCUGAGCAUUUUUGGAUAUUGCCUGUCCGUCAUACUGAAGAGCAAAACGGCACGCAUAUCGUUUCAGGAAGCAAAGUGGAAAUCAGAGAUGGCCACUCUCCUCACGCAAUGUUUCACCGGACUGUUACUGUACGAGGCCAGCCUGAAGUUUGAAGAUGUGGAGAUACUCUAUCAAAUCUCAACAACCGUAAAUGACUACCACAUGACGUACGUGAGCAACGAACUAACAACCAAUCAGCUCGAAGGAGACAACACACCAAGUAGUCAGAUCAUACCAUCCUGUAAGAAAAAAGGCUGGUGGAUUGCACUCAAAAUGGCGGGGAAGUCCACGACGGUGUAUGCUCUCAUGCUCCUCAUUAACCUCAUCUACUUAUGGCUAUUUAAGACAUAUCGCUUGAACAUCAUGCUUUUGCUCGCGUUUUACUUCACCAACACACUCGGGCUAAUCUGUCGGCUAUUCGUGACGUUCUACGGUACCAAGAUAUUAAAGAAACGGAACCGGGAUCUAGCCAGCUGGAGCCCAUACCUCAAUGUGCUUGGCGACGUUAUCAAUAUGAUCGGAUUGAGAGUCCUGCUGUUCCUGUACCCGUUGGCUGAGAUCUCUUUGUUUGAGCCAGUUUGA